Gossypium raimondii (Peruvian cotton) is the source of this 1617-nucleotide messenger RNA. RefSeq lists its product as uncharacterized. NCBI's taxonomy places the organism in Eukaryota, Viridiplantae, Streptophyta, Magnoliopsida, Malvales, Malvaceae. The transcript is spliced from 2 exons. The record is from RefSeq and is a predicted model, not a curated record. Bases 1 to 1617 code for a protein of 538 amino acids.
AUGGUGCAAAACUUAAUGGAUAACAAAGAGUUGGAGUUUUAUGAAGAGAUCAAGGGACUAGAAGAAGGAGAAGUUUAUGCUUCAGAGGAAGGAUCUGCGGAGAGAACUCAAGAGGUUAAUCACCCAGUGGUGAUUAUUUCAAAGCCAAUGAACAAAGAAUCUGGAAUACAAACAGUGCCAAAGGUCAUAAUCCAAAAACCUGUAUCCUUUCCCUACAAGGAUAGCAAAAAGGUUCCUUGGAAUUACGACUGCAAUGUGACGAUUCCAGAAAAAGAGAGCUUGAUAAAUGCUUCAGAAGAGGAAGAAGGAUUCUAUACACGAAGUGGAAAACGCUAUGAUCCGGCAAAUACGAUAGUGGAAUCUGGAAAAGAAAAAGCCUUAGCAGCUGAGUUGGGAAAAAUAAAAACAGACAAAAUUGAAUCGCAUGUCAAUCGGCCGGUAACUGAAAAUGAGGCUAGAGAAUUUCUAAAAUUCUUGAAACAUAGCGAGUACAAUGUGGUGCUCAAUGAAACUUCUGUCGCUAACGAUAUCUCAGUGAAUAAGUUGGACCGCUUGGUUAACAAUAUCAGUGUCGACAAUUUCAUUUUCUUUAAUGAUGAUAAAAUACCGCUGGGGGGAAGAGAAGCCACCAAAGCAUUACAUAUCACUGCUCGUUGCGGGGAGUGUAUGUUAGCGGGAGUGCUAAUUGAUAAUGGAUCAGCCUUAAACGUUUUACCUCUGUCCACCUUAAAAAGGUUACCAGUGGAUAGCUCUCACAUGAAACCAUGUCAGAACAUAGUGAGAGCAUUUGAUGGUACCGAAAGGAAGGUGAUGGGAAGAAUAGAAAUACCCCUCUUGAUUGGCCAAAAUACAUACGAGGUGGAUUUCUUAGUGAUGGAUAUCGAGCCUUCGUAUAACUGCUUGUUGGGAAGACCCUGGAUUCAUUCAGCAGGAGCGGUGCCUUCAUCAUUGCACCAGAAUUUUAAAUUGGUAACAGAAGGCCGGUUAAUUACGAUUGACGCGGAGGAAGAUAUCAUUGCAUCGGUAACCAGUGACACACCAUAUUUGGGAACAGAUGAUGAGGCGGUCGAAUAUUCCUUUCGAUCAUUAGAGUUCAUAAAUGCGACCUUCAUUAUUGAGGGAAAGAAGAUCCCGAUGCCCAGCAUAUCUAGAGCCACGAGGAUGGGACUACAAAUGACAAUUGGAAAAGGAGCUGUGUUUGGAAGAGGACUGGGAAGAUGCCUUCAAGGAAAGAUAGAGGUACCGGUGGUGAAGGAUAAACGAGACCAUUUUGGUUUAGGAUUUAAACCAAAUGCUAAGCAAAGAAGAAAAGAGUUGGAGAAAAGACAAGAGAGGAGGAAGGCGCGUAGGAACGGAAAAGAAGUUGAUUGGGAACCGAUGGCUUUCCCCCACAUAUCCAAGACCUUCGUAUCAGGAGGAACCAUGUAUUCUGAACUGAGGACUCCAAGAAUGAAGAUCACAGAGGAAAUGCUAGAAAACUUGAACAUCAAUGCCAUAUUUGAAGAAAACUCUGAAGAAGGAAAUACAUCAGGCAUUUAUCCCGUUGAACUUGGAAGUGUUUUAAACAAUUGGACUGUAGAAGAAAUGCUUGAAGUUUUUAGAGCUUUUUCAGAGUAA